Molecule: messenger RNA, 2124 nt
Organism: Thamnophis elegans (Western terrestrial garter snake)
Lineage: Eukaryota; Metazoa; Chordata; Lepidosauria; Squamata; Natricidae
Gene: MOCS3
Product: molybdenum cofactor synthesis 3
Exons: 1
Coding region: 53-1366 (437 amino acids)
Biological process (GO): protein urmylation; tRNA wobble position uridine thiolation
Cellular component (GO): cytoplasm; cytosol
Molecular function (GO): adenylyltransferase activity; URM1 activating enzyme activity; thiosulfate-cyanide sulfurtransferase activity
Source: RefSeq, a predicted model, not a curated record
GUCGGAAACGGAAGGAGGCCACGCUCGCCGGCGGAGGAAGAAAGCCGCUGCGAUGCAAGCCGAGAAGGCCGCUCAGUUUUCCCGCGAGGAGGACUCGGCGGAUGACGGAGGCGGCGAUAGGCCGGAUUCUUCCGCCCUCCAGGCGGGACUGAGCCGGCUGGAUAUCCAGCGCUACUCGCGGCAGUUGGUGUUGCCGGAGCUGGGCGUGCGCGGGCAGCUGCGGCUUUCCUCGUGCGGGGUGCUGGUGGUGGGCUGCGGAGGGCUGGGCUGCCCGCUGGCGCAGUACCUGGCCGCGGCGGGCGUGGGCCGCCUGGGGCUGGUGGACCACGACGUGGUGGAGCUGAACAACCUGCACAGGCAGGUGCUGCACCGGGAGAGCCGCCUGGGCCGCUCCAAAGCGCAAUCGGCCGCCGCCGCGCUGAAAGAGCUGAAUUCCGCCGGGAAGUACGAGCCUUACGACCUGGCGCUCAGCCCUGCCACCGCCUUGGAUCUGAUCCGCACUUACGACAUCGUGGCCGACUGCUCCGACAACGUGCCCACCCGCUAUCUGGUCAACGACGCCUGUGUGCUGGCUGGCAAGCCCUUGGUCUCCGCCAGCGCCUUGCGCUUGGAGGGCCAGCUGGCUGUGUACAACUUCCAGGGGGGCCCAUGCUACCGGUGCCUCUUCCCCAAACCCCCUCCUCCUGAAACGGUCACCAACUGCGCCGACGGCGGGGUCUUGGGCGUGGUGCCCGGCAUCCUCGGCUCCCUGCAGGCCUUGGAGGUGCUCAAGAUUGCCUCCGGGAUGGGAUCCUCCUUCAGCCGGUCGAUGCUGCUCUUCGAUGCGCUUGAAGGACGGUUUCGCCACAUCCAGCUCAGGCCCAGGGAUCCCAAGUGCGCUGUGUGUGGGGACCGGCCCUCCAUGACUACCUUGCAGGAUUAUGAAACUUUCUGUGGGUCUUCAGCCACCGAUAAGUGUCGCACCUUGCGCUUACUGUCCAGCGAGGAGAGGAUUUCUGUAGAAGAAUACAAGAAGAUUCUAGAAAACCAGAUUGCUCAUGUGCUAGUGGAUGUGCGUCCCGAAGUCGAAGUGGAGAUCUGUCGCUUGCCCAAAUCCCUCCAGGUGCCUUUAAAUAAACUAGAAAGAAAAGAUGAAGAAUGUUUGAAGUCUCUGUACCGGAAGAUACACGAAGAGAAGGAGAGGACCAAUGGCACUGUGGCUUUCCCAGUUUAUGUUGUCUGUAAAUUAGGAAAUGACUCUCAGAAAGCUGUGAAAAUAUUGCAGGAACUGCUUUAUGAUGAACUAGGCUUAAUUUCAGUUAAGGAUAUCAAAGGAGGACUCAUGGCAUGGGCUGACAAAAUUGACCAAGAUUUUCCUCAGUAUUAAUGUUUUUUUUUAAAUGCAUUUUAAUAAUAAUAAUGAAAAUACCUUGGUUUUUGGAAAGGGGGUUAUUGUUAUAGCAAGGUAAUAUGUUUAUGUGUUCAUUUGGUUAUCUCUGGAAAUCUCAUUUAGUUCUUUGAAUAAAUACUUUUUAAAAAGUAUUUCUCAAGAGUCCUAGGUUCCACAAGAAUUUGAGAGAUUAAUGGUUGAUUUGGAUAUAGCCAAAUCUGUUGAAGAAAAGGCAGGACUUGUACUGCGAAAAUGCACUACAGCUGCUAUUUUGUUGCAAGGAGUUCCAGGAACAUUUUUAAAAAUAUGUUCUAUGGCCUGAAAAGGUUUUAGAAUUCUUGCUUUAAGUAAGUCACCCGAAGCAACUUGGGUGGGAGAGAAAAUAACCCUCUCCGUGUAAAGAGGAAGGAAUAUGAAAGGGGGAAAAAAAGUUGUGGAUCGGUUCUUCAAGUUCUUAAAUAAUGAACAAAUGAAUGCAAUACAUGCUAAAGAGAAGGCUGGAUGGAAUGACCCUGUUUCACAUUUCAUUUUCCUUUUGUAGCUUGACCAGUAAUUAUAUUGUACUAUAGUACAUACAAACCAUACAAAAGAUGUAUUUGUAUAAAUGCAUUGUCCAAUAUUCCCAGGACCAAAUACUGCUGAUUUAAUUGUAUCCUUCCUUGAUUUCCUGUUGAAUCCAAAGGGACCAUUAUGUGUCUUUUAAUAUUGUCACUUUAUAUUAUUAAAUUAUACCAUAACUUUCAUUAGCACAUUAA